This is a messenger RNA of Dreissena polymorpha, 2853 nucleotides long. Its product is annotated as amiloride-sensitive amine oxidase [copper-containing]-like. The transcript is spliced from 3 exons. Gene Ontology annotation, biological process: amine metabolic process. Bases 284 to 2773 code for a protein of 829 amino acids. Lineage: Eukaryota; Metazoa; Mollusca; Bivalvia; Myida; Dreissenidae. The record is from RefSeq and is a predicted model, not a curated record. Gene Ontology annotation, cellular component: plasma membrane. Gene Ontology annotation, molecular function: primary methylamine oxidase activity; copper ion binding; quinone binding.
UUUAACUGCUUUAUAAACGGCGACAAGGCAUCAGUGACGCAAGGUGACAGAGCUAGUAUUCUAAAACAUCGUGGUAUAGAUAUAAGCUUGAUGUAAAAUAUAACGUAGUUGAUAUCAUGUAUAUAAGAUAAUAAUUAUAUUGUUAUAAUCACGUAUUAGAGCCGUUCAUUAAUGCCUGUUAUUAGUGCAGAUAUAACCAUAUAUGAGAUCGAGGUUGAUUGGUGAACCAAACACCAAGAGGUCGAGAAAAGCGUUGCUUUAAGGUCGAUAUCACAUAUCGCAUAUGACGCUGGAAAUGGCGGACAGAGGUCAUCACGCCGAGGACGGUCGCCGAAAACGCCAGACUUCCGGUCCGUCAUGCCAGCAUGUAUUGUGCUAUCAGCUGUUUGCCGUGUUCAUGUUCAUCAUUGGACUCGUCGGUGGAAUAUUUAUCGGAAUGUACGUCGACCCGAAGAUCGACAACAAAGAAAACAAAAACUGUCCUAGCAGUACAAACCAGGUGAUAAACAACGGAAACACGGAACAUGUACCAACGGUGUGGAAUAAAUCAAGCAUCGGAGCAAAGUCGGGCGAGUGUCCCUUUACCAGCCCUGUUACACAAACGCGAUAUGAAGACACGGUGUUCGCACCGCUGACUAAUGCUGAAAUGUACCAGGCAGCUCGCUUUCUGAAGAAUUCCGGAAUCAUUUCAACGCUAGAAGAACCGACCGACUUGACUCAAAACUUUAUUCUUUACCAAUGGCUAGAUGUUCCGGCGAAAAACGACGCCUUGAAUUAUCUCGACGGAAACGGUGAGAAACCAAAGCGUUACGCAAGAGUCACAGUCCAACGAGGUGCGGACCUUGACGUCAUGGAAUAUAAAGUGGGCCCGCUUGGCUCAACGUCAACGCCAAUGACGUCACAGGCUAUGACACGAAGCGGUGAAAUUCAUUUCAACAGCCGCCCCUAUGAAGCUGUAGAGGUGGACAUCAUGACCGAAAUGCUUAAACCGGAUUUGGCGAAACUAGCUGAUUUAAUGGCCGAAAGUUUUGACGGGAUUAAAUACCCUGAUGAUGUCAGUUUGAAUUUCUACAAUGGACCGCCGAGCAUGUCGGGCACUACACGGGAUACAAGGUGGAGCAUAAUGCUGAACGGUUUCGGUUACGACCAAGGGGACGUCGACCUUAUCCACAUCCUCCCUCUCAGCGGACGGGUCCACCAUCCCGGAACCAACACGUCCGAAUGGUACGCAUACGACUUUCAUUACCUGAAUCAGGGCCCAUACAAAACGGCCCGGGACCUCAUGGACGCUUAUAAGGCCGGCGCAAUCCGGAAAGUAAGGCUGGACAAGGGAUUUAGGGCCAGCAUAGUGGACCGUAUUUUCCCCAAGCGGGACACCAGCAAACCUCUACGCGAACAAGCUAACAAGCAGGGACCCAGGACGUAUUAUCCGACAGGACCAAGGUAUAAAAUUGACGGAACAAAUGUGAAAUGGAUGGACUGGAGUUUUGAAAUCAGCGGAGGGCAGAUUAGGGGACCAGCGUUGUUUGAUGUGAAAUUUAAAGGCGAAAGGAUUUUAUACGAGCUGGCGGUGAACGAUAUCGCUCUGAACUACGCCACCGAUUCGCACUCACAGAAUAACAUAAUUUAUGCCGAUGCAACUUACGGCAUAAUGGGAGGUGAUACCCCAGGGACCGUCAUCAAGGAUAUUGACUGCCCUGUACACGGAAGCGUUCUCCAAACGUCAUUUUGGUGGCCUACAACGCAACGCGCAUACAACAUGUCUUCGAUCUGCGUGUACGAGGCCGAUGGCCAAUCUGCGCUGUGGCGUCACGCCGGCAUGGGGUUUGAGGCUGGGUUGCGCAAUCGAUACCUCGUCGUGUCCGUACCAGUGGUGAUCGGUAACUACGACUACACGUUUGAGUUCCACUUCUUCUUGGACGGUAAAAUCUUCAACUACGCACGAGCCAGUGGCUAUAUCCAGGCGAGCUUUUGGGACAGAGAUGACCCUAAGUGGCCCGACAAAACCCGAGAUUCAUUCGGCUACAGAGUGAGCGACUACAUGUCCGGACCCAUUCAUGACCACAUGUUCGGAUUCAAGGUCGAUUUCGACUUAAUCGACAAGAACAACUCGUUCCAGCUCGUUAACUGGAAAGCGGGACCGAUUCUCGAAGCGAUUCGUACCCAGAACGCUUCGAUACCAGACGCACCGGAGUACUUUAUUUACAACGAGACCCGCUACAUCGAUUGGGAGCCGGUACAGACAGAGAGGGCCAUUACGAAGCAGGCACAUCAGCAGUUCAUGGUUGUGGUGAACACGCGGGAGAAAAACAAGUGGGGCGUCGAGCGAGGCUACGUUAUUGAGCCAUUGGCAACAGGUUCGCAGUCUUUAAACCAACAUCCCAUCCUGAAUGCGCUUUCGUUUACGAAGCAUCACUGCGCGGUUACCAAGCGGAAGGAAGACGAGAAGACGCUGACGUCAAUGUAUGACGUCAACAGGAUGAACAACCCGCAGGGUUACCUCGAGAAAUUUAUAGACAACGAAAGCAUCGUGGACGAUGACAUUGUAAACUGGGUAACCGUCGGCUUCUUGCACAUCCCGACCUCGGAGGACAUGCCGAUGACGGUACGGGUAGAGACGGGUUUUUUGCUGAGGCCGUUUAACUUCUUUGACCGGACCGCAUCGUUUGAUAUGCCGCAACACACGGACACUAUUGACGGCGUACUUAAGGAGUCCGAGCCAAAUUUUGAACAGUGUGCCGAACCCCCACCAAAAUAUUGUCGCUUUUGUUAAAAGCAUGUAUCCGCUUUUUGAUUGAUAUAUUUCAAAUAAUCAAACAAAUUAAAUAACGCAAAUAAAAAUCCUAUUACGAA